Messenger RNA from Aspergillus nomiae NRRL 13137, 2028 nucleotides. RefSeq names its product acetoacetyl-CoA synthase. Gene Ontology annotation, cellular component: cytosol. The coding region runs from base 1 to 2028 and encodes 675 amino acids. Lineage: Eukaryota; Fungi; Ascomycota; Eurotiomycetes; Eurotiales; Aspergillaceae. The transcript is spliced from 5 exons. Gene Ontology annotation, molecular function: acetoacetate-CoA ligase activity. The record is from RefSeq and is a predicted model, not a curated record.
AUGACUUCCCCGUCCUCCGCCCUUCCCCGCAAACUGUGGGAACAUGCCAACCCCCAAUCUACAGAGAUGUGGGCCUUCAAACAAAAGCUAGAAGCUGAGAAGGGGCUUCAAUUACCUACAUUCCACGACCUCUACCAAUGGUCCAUCCACAACCGCGCCGCCUUCUGGGCCUUCUGCUGGGACUACUUCCCCAUCAUCCACGAGGGCUCCUACACCACCGUCGUCGACGAAUCAGCCCGCAUAGACAGCGUCCCGACCUGGUUCGAGGGCAUCCGGCUCAACUUCGCCGAGAACAUGCUCUUCGCCGAUCCGCGAGGGUGGCUCGGAGCCAGCGAUCAGCAUCACCUGGCGCGAGCUGCGACAGCGAACGGGGCGGUUAACCCAGGCCUUGAAGGCAGCGGGGGUAGUCAAGGGAGAUCGGGUGGCGGUGGUGGCGAGCAACAGUAUCGAUACACUGGUUAUACUGCUGGCGACGACGGCGCUCGGGGCGCUGUUCUCGUCGCGUCGACCGACACCGGCGUCAAGGGGAUUCUGGAUCGGUUGCUGCAGCUGCAGCCGAAGUGGGUGUUUAUUGACGAUGCGGCGGUGUACAAUGGGAAGCGGAUUGAUCUGCGGCCCAAGAUUAGGGAUAUUGUUGGUGGGUUGGGUGGUGUCGAGGAGUUCCGGGGCGUGGUCGCAGUGCCUCGGUUUGCGGAGCCGGCUGAUCUGACUGGUGUGCCGAAGACGCAGUCGCUGGCGACAUUCCUGGCCCAGGCCCGCUCCGAUGAGCUGGAGUUUGUCCGCAUUGGGUUCCGCGAUCCCUUCCUGGUCGUUUACUCGUCGGGGACGACGGGGAAGCCCAAGCCCAUUGUUCAUGGGGUCGGGGGGUAUAUCCUCAACGGCACUAAAGAGGCCCGGUUACAUAGGGUUCAUAGCCCGGAGUCUGUCGUGCUACAGUACACGACCACGGGAUGGAUCAUGUACCUCUCCGCCAUCACGGGCCUGAUGUUCGGCGGGAAACCCAUCCUAUAUGACGGAAGUCCCUUCCUGCCUGACGUGAAAUUCCUCAUCCGAUUGCUGGGCGAGUACAAGGUGACGCACUUCGGUACCUCGCCGCGGUAUCUGCAGGAGCUACGGAAGAACAACGUCCGGCCGAGGGAGAUCGCGGACCUCUCCAAUCUCUCCAUUGUCACCAGUACCGGCAUGGUGCUGUCAGAGUCCUUGUUCGAAUGGUUCUACGACGAGGGCUUCCCGGCUCACACGCAGCUAGCCAACAUCUCCGGAGGGACCGACCUGGCCGCGUGCUUCGGCCUCGAAAACCCGCUGACGCCUCUGUACGUGGGCGGCUGCCAGGGACCCAGUCUCGGGCUUCCCAUUGCAGCGUUCGACCAAGCGGACGAAGGAGCGUCUGGGGUCAAGGGGACGGCAGUUCCAGACGGCGUACCGGGCGAACUCGUCGCCACGGCAGCAUUCCCAACGAUGCCGGUGAAGUUCCUCGGAGCCGACGGACCGCAGAAGUAUUUCGAUUCCUACUUUGCCCGGUUUGACAACGUCUGGACCCACGGCGACUUCAUCAGCAUCCACCCGAUCACGAAGCAAAUCUUCUUCCUCGGCCGCUCGGAUGGAGUGCUCAACCCAUCCGGGAUCCGAUUCGGGUCCGCCGAAAUCUACAACGUAAUCGACACGCGAUUCGCCGAUGAAAUCGCAGACUCGAUCUGCGUGGGCCAGCGACGACCCCAGGAUACUGAUGAAUCGGUGAUGCUGUUCCUGCUCAUGCGGCCGGGGCGCGAAUUCACGCCGCAGCUGGUGGGCCGGGUUAAGGAGGCGAUUCGCAAGGCGCUCAGUGCGAGACAUGUCCCGAAGUAUGUCUUCCAGACGCCUGAGAUUCCGACGACGGUUAAUCUCAAGAAGGUUGAGCUGCCUGUGAAGCAGAUUGUUUCGGGGAAGAAGAUUAAGCCCUCGGGGACGCUUUUGAAUGCGAAGAGUUUGGACUUCUAUUAUCAGUUUGCCGAGGUUGAGAGGUUGGUAGAGCCGAAAAGCAAGCUGUGA